AUGAGUCUCCAGCAAGAUCAACUUUAUGAAGAUGAAGCCCAUCUCCAAGAUCAACAUGGACACCUCUUACCUGAUCUUAAUGAAAACCCUGUGUAUGAGCAAGAAAAUGAAAUCGCUCAUCUCCAGGAAGAUCAACUUUAUGAAGAUGAAGCCCAUCUCCAUGUUCAGCCCGUACAUCUUGAUCACAAUGAACGCCUUGGUUUGCAUGUCAUUGAUCUCAAUGUUGCUGGUUCUGAGGGAGAACAAGAACAUCAUAAAGGCAUGAUGGAAGACAUGCAUGACUAUGGUGUUUACGCAGAUGCUGUGGACAUAGUCUUCGAUGAAGAGGAGUUGGAGGGUUCGGAUGUCGAAGAAGAUCACCAUGCAAAUGAAAACAAUGCACAUCAGUCCAGAAAUUUGACAGAAGCUGAACGACAACAAAUCUAUGCAACAUUGCUUGAGAGAAGUGAUCAUGGAAGACUAAAAAGGAAAGCUACAACUAUAGUAGCACAAAUGUUCUAG
This is a messenger RNA of Miscanthus lutarioriparius, 501 nucleotides long. The record is from the annotation of a GenBank genome assembly. NCBI's taxonomy places the organism in Eukaryota, Viridiplantae, Streptophyta, Magnoliopsida, Poales, Poaceae.